AUGCGUAAACUUUUGUGUCUAAUUAACAAUUUCAUUCUUUGUCCGUCUCCGUGUUCAGGACUCCUCCCAAAUGGCAACUUUGAGGAAUCACCCGCGAAGUCAAACCUCAAGAAGACAGUAAUCAAAGGGAAAUAUUCACUCCCGAAAUGGGAAAUCAACGGCUUGGUGGAGUACAUCUCCGGUGGGCCGCAGCCACGGGGCUUCUUCUACGCCGUUCCUCGCGGGGUUCACGCGGUGAAACUAGGCAAUGAGGCCUCCAUCUCUCAAAACGUGAAGGUGAAUCCAGGCUCCAUCUACUCCAUCACGUUUGGGGCCACAAGGACUUGUGCCCAAGACGAAGUGCUAAGGGUUUCGGUCCCCGGCCACUCGGCGGACCUUUCCCUACAAACCCUUUUUAGCAGUAAUGGAGGCGACACUUAUGCCUGGGCUUUCAAGGCGACUUCUAGGGUUGUGAAGUUGACAUUUCACAACCCUGGGAUUCAGGAGGACCCCACUUGUGGACCCUUUAUUCCCAACAGACCCCUCUUGGAUGCUAUUGCAAUCAAGGAAAUGCUGCCCCUCAGGUAUACUAAAGGAAACCUCGUGAAAAAUGGAGGUUUCGAAAUUGGCCCUCAUGUGUUCAAGAAUUUCUCAACUGGAAUACUCCUCCCUCCCAAGCUAUUAGACCUAAUCUCACCACUCCCCGGGUGGAUUAUCGAGUCCAUCAAACCGGUGAAGUACAUCGACAAGAAGCACUUCUUUGUUCCCUCUGGCCUCGUCGCCAUUGAAUUGGUUGCUGGGCGAGAAAGUGCCAUUGCCCAAAUCAUCAGAACAGUUCCCAGCAAGUUGUACAACCUCACUUUCACCAUUGGAGAUGCAAAGAACGCUUGCCAUGGCUCCAUGAUGGUUCAAGUCUUUGCUGCCAAAGAAACCCUGAAAGUUCGAUUUGUAUCUGGAGGAAAGGGUGAGUUCAAAACUGCAAGUUUCAAGUUCAAAGCAAUCUCGGCAAGGACAAGGAUAACGUUUUUCAGUGCUAGCUAUCACACAAGGCUUCACGAUUAUGGUCAUAUUUGUGGUCCUGUGUUGGACAAUGUCAGGGUAUUUCCUACCGUCCACUGA
Juglans regia (Persian walnut) is the source of this 1098-nucleotide messenger RNA. RefSeq lists its product as uncharacterized. The coding region runs from base 1 to 1098 and encodes 365 amino acids. The transcript is spliced from 3 exons. The record is from RefSeq and is a predicted model, not a curated record. NCBI's taxonomy places the organism in Eukaryota, Viridiplantae, Streptophyta, Magnoliopsida, Fagales, Juglandaceae.